This is a messenger RNA of Poecilia latipinna (sailfin molly), 1426 nucleotides long. RefSeq names its product zinc finger and BTB domain containing 25 (gene zbtb25). The transcript is spliced from 3 exons. Bases 108 to 1382 code for a protein of 424 amino acids. Gene Ontology annotation, biological process: regulation of transcription by RNA polymerase II. Gene Ontology annotation, molecular function: protein binding; DNA-binding transcription factor activity, RNA polymerase II-specific. Gene Ontology annotation, cellular component: nucleus. NCBI's taxonomy places the organism in Eukaryota, Metazoa, Chordata, Actinopteri, Cyprinodontiformes, Poeciliidae. The record is from RefSeq and is a predicted model, not a curated record.
CCCUUUUGACCCGUUCUCUCGCGAGACGUGACGCGGCUCUUCGCGAGAUCACGUCUGCAGCAGCAAAUCGGCUCCUGAAGACAAUCUGCUCGUUUCUGCGGCGGGCCAUGGAGGUGUCGUCCCACAGCCUCUUCCUGCUGCAGCAGCUCAACGUGCAGAGAGAGUUCGGCUUCCUGUGCGAUUGCACCGUUGCCAUCGGUAACGUGUACUUCAAGGCGCACCGGGCCGUGCUGGCCGCCUUCUCCAACUACUUCAAGAUGAUCUUCAUCCACCAGUCCAGUGAAUGUAUAAAGAUCCAGCCCACCGACAUCCAGCCGGACGUCUUCAGCUACCUGCUGCAUAUCAUGUACACCGGGAUGUGUCCCAAGCAGCCGGUGGACCAGAGCCGGCUGCAGGACGGCAUCAAGUUCCUGCACGCCUACCAGCUGUGCCGCAAGCCGGGCGACGCUGCCGCCGAUGCCGCCGCCGACGGCGUCCGCAUGUCCAACCUGUACGGCAUCCAGAUCUCCUCCCAGCUGGCCAGCAAAGACACGCCAGGCGUCCCCAAGGCCGCCGCGGCGUCCCGGGUGGCCCCCGAGCCGCGGUCCCAGCUGGCCCUUGCCGUGGGACUGGACGCCGUCCCACAGGACCACCAGCAGCCGGCGCUGCGCAACAUCUGCUCCGUGACGUCGGCGGACGACUCAGACGUCUCCGGCCGUAUCAAACAGGAACGGGUGGAGGAGGAGGACGGCGAGGAGGAGGAUGGGGGUCGACAGGGGGGCAGCCCGCUGUUCAAAGGGCGCCCCCUGCUGCUACAGUGCCCGCGCUGCGGGGAGCGCUGCUCCUCGCCGGAGGACCUGAGGGAGCACCUGUUCAGCCACGCCCUGGACCCCACACGCCUCAUGGACGGGCUGCUGCCGCCGCCGGGCGCCGACGAUCCGCUGCCGGGCGCCGCCGAGCCGCUGGACGCCGGCUGCCUGGAGGAGGCGCUGCGGCAGAGCCAGGUGCUCGCCAACCAGCUGGCGGCGGAGCUGAGGCGCAGCCGCGGCGACGGCGACACAAGCCCCGCCCCCACUGUGCUCCACUCCCGCAAGCGGAAGAUCGCCUGCGCCGUCUGCAGCCUGCGCUUCUCCCACAAGAGCCAGCUGCAGGAACACAUGUACAGCCACACCGGCAAGCCGGGCCGCUUCCACCGCUACAACCGCCUCUGCAGCCAGCUCUUCCAGGGCUCCGCCCACUUCUGUGACGCCGCCGCUGCCGCCGGCGAGCCGGGCGGAGGGGGCGGGGCCUCGGCCGCGCUCUGCGAGGACGCCAACCGGGACACGCAGGACAACGGCAGCUCCUGCUACUCGCUGGACUCCGAGGUGUCCCAGGAGAGCGUGGACGGCGUUCCCGUCGAGUGAUGAUGAUGUCAUCAUCGGGGACCGCGUUCCUGUGCAGGUGUGAG